Messenger RNA from Mobula hypostoma (lesser devil ray), 4112 nucleotides. Its product is annotated as interferon-inducible GTPase 5-like. The coding region runs from base 101 to 1441 and encodes 446 amino acids. Gene Ontology annotation, molecular function: GTPase activity; GTP binding. The transcript is spliced from 3 exons. The record is from RefSeq and is a predicted model, not a curated record. Lineage: Eukaryota; Metazoa; Chordata; Chondrichthyes; Myliobatiformes; Myliobatidae. Gene Ontology annotation, cellular component: membrane.
GCAGGGUCACAGCCUCAGGGAAGAAGCUCUUCCUGUGCCUGCUGGUGUGGGAGCGGAGGCUCCUGUAGCACCUACCGGAUGGGAGGAGAGUAAAAAGUCCAUGGUUAAGAAGCAGAAACAUCACACAAGAAAAGGCGAUAAAGGCUUCAUGAGCAUCCGAUUAAAGCCCUGUCAUCGCUGGUUGCUAUACAGACCAGCCAACGAAAGACACAGAUCAGGAAUGGGAGGGUCAAGCUCCAGUGAACAGGUGGCAGAGACUGAGACCCCCUCAUCCUUCACACAGGAAGAACUGAGCAAACUGACGUCUGAUUUUGAAACAGGUGGGGUGGAAAAAGUUCAACCACUGAUAGAGAAGAAAAUAACUGAGCUGAACAAAACAGAGCUUAACAUCGCAGUGACAGGAGAAACAGGUACAGGAAAAUCCACCUUCAUCAAUGCCAUGAGAGGACUUCGGAGCACUGAUCCAGGAGCAGCUAAAUCUGGGACGACAGAAACAACAAAGGAGCCAACUGGGUACUCACAUCCCACUCUGCCCAAUGUUCGCUAUUGGGACCUGCCAGGGAUUGGAUCUCCAGAAUUUCGAGCAGCUCGGUAUCUCACAGAAAUGAAAUUCAAAAGAUAUGAUUUCUUUAUCAUAAUUUCUGCUUGUCGAUUCAAAGAAAAUGAUGUAAAACUUGCCAAAGAGAUUAAACGACUGGGGAAAAAGUUCUAUUUUGUCCGCUCUAAGAUUGAUAUUGAUCUUUACAACACGAGGGAAGAAAAAGUGGUUAUUAAUGAAGAAGAGGAGCUGGAAAAGAUUCGGAGUGAUUGUGUCAGGAGGUUGGCAGAGGCAGGGUUUCCAGAUUCACCUGUGUUCCUCAUAUCCGGUAAACAGCCAGAACAUUUUGAUUUCUUUCAGUUAAGUGAAAGACUCGAAGGUGAUCUAAAUAAUGUAAAGAAAAUUAUCUUUGUCCUGGGCCUUCCAAAUCUAAGUGUGGGGAUAUUUCAGAGGAAAUCCAAGAUUCUGAAAAAAUGUCUCUGGAUGUUUGCAACACUCUCUGGGGUACUGGGAGCGGUCCCAGUUCCCGGCUUCUCUCUCGCUUGUGAUAUCGGUAUAUUGAUUGGAGCCAUUAUCCACUUCUGGAAAUGCCUGGGUCUGGAUGAUGCUUCUCUUCAAAGACUGGCCAACAGAGCAGGAAAACCUGUGGAAGAGCUGAAGGCGACAGCAAAAGGUCCAUUGCUGGGAGAAAUAACCGCAGCCGCAAUUAUGAUGUUAGGUUGUGGUGGUAGUGCUGCUGCCGUUUCGGCUGUGGAAAUUGCUCUCCACCAUGUCCCAGUCAUUGGCUCCAUUUUUGGAGCAGGCUCAUCAUUUCUCAUGACAUACAAGAUACUGAGUGCUGCACUGAAGGAUCUUACAGAGAAUGCAGAGAGAGUGGGGAAAGUUGCCUUUAAAACUGAUUAACUGAGCUGUACAAACUUCUACCCAGUGAGUUUAUAUCAUGGGGUGGUUAAUAAUUUGAUGGAAUCUAACACUAAAUCCUGCUGUAGUUCUACUCGACAAUGUUCAGUUCUAUUGCUUUUGUUCCAGGAAAUACUUCCUAUUCAUUACUGAAGGGGAUUCAGAGGGAUUUUCCAAUCUGCGGCACUUGGAAAACUGGUGCAAGAUUAACAGAGUGCUACUCUAUGAAUUAAACUUUACAAUUAAGCUACAUCUGCCUUCAGAAGUGUACGUGAAGGAUGUACCCGACAACAAUUGGGUUUAUCAGCUAACGACUUGUUUAAAAAAAGAACUGCACAGGCAAAAUGUUAGCUGAUAUUGGGUGUGGCGUAUCGAUGUCUGUAUCAAUUAAGAUGUCAACUAUUGGUUGGAAGAUCAAGUGCCACCCCAGCCAUCUGAUAUUAAAUAUCGGGAAGAAUAUCAGUCUGUGUUUAAUGCUUGUUGACCUGUACGGUUUCACUUACCUUUAAGAGAACUUCUUUAAAAAAAACAUCAUUAGAGAAUUAGGCGCAAACCUCAUGGCAAGAUCUGGAAUCAAUAAAGCCCUGCACAUUUAGUUCUCAUUUAAAAUAGUCAAACAAUUGUUGAUAAUUCUCCCUUCUGCAGGUUCUGUGAGUUUCGCAUGAACACUUACUCAUACAGCACAGCAAGUCAGAAUUAUUCUAAGUAGUUUAUUAAUACUUGUUAAUAAAUCGCAAUGCAAAAAGUAAGGAAUAACACAAAAUUUUGCAAGAUAACAGAAUAAAUUACAUGUUAUUGAAAUAAACCCAUAAAACUUUACAUCUCAAUUGUAGCUGUAAAUUAAUAUCAGGUCAUAUCCUUUUCAAUUCUGAUUGAUCUUAACUCAUCCUUCAUCAUCACUUGGAGGAAAUGGCUCUGGAUGACACCAGUGCUGUGUCACAUCCAAUAUCUCAAAAUAUUCCAAACUAUUUCAAAAAUGAAACUCACUCCUGUGAAUGUAUUCAAAGCACACCAUUUGUGAUUGUGCAAAUUACAUUCAGUCUUUUUCACUGCAAGUCCAGUAUUAGUGAAUUUAAUUAUAUGCCAUCAUCAAUAUAAACUGCAUUUUUUGUGUCAGUAGGGUCUAAGGACUGAAUAGGUCUUGCCCUAUUAAAUGCUUAUUGUCAUGACUGUUCUGUGUCAUUCCUCGUACAGAAACUCCAUGGUAAAUAGAGUAAUAAGUUGUCCUGCUUCUAUCUGAAUUAUUGCUUUCAUGGAUUCCCUCACCCACCUGGUGAAAAAUAAGUAAAAAUUUCAGUUGCUCGAAAACUGAAACGAAAAUCAGCCGAGGGAGAUGCUCACCAAAUCAGGCAGCAACUAAUCAAGAAAAGGAAAUUUCAUGAUCCAGGUCAAUUCUCGUCAUUUAAAACUGCAUCAAAAGUUUCCUCAAACAUUCCAAUGGUUCCUCCUUGUACAGCAGAUGGACACAGAAUCAACUUCAGUGCACUGUGUGAAAUAAUGUUGUUUAUGGUUGGCUACAAUCACCAAAACAACACAACAUAUUGUUGAAUCAAUGUAAGAAUACAGAGUAAAACAUUGAAAUAUGUGAAGUAAAUUCAAUUACUUUAAAUCUUGGCAAAUAAUUCAAUGCUCUCCUGCAUUAAUGAUUCUUUAGUUUGUGUGGGGAAAAUAGGUCAAUAUAAUUAAAGGAAACAGUAGACAUUAUGACAUUGAUAGUACGGAAUAAGCAUUGAGUGCUCCUAUGCUUUUUUUCACUGGACUUCAGUUUGCAGAGGAAUUAGCCAGCUGCAGUUUCGAUGUCAUGGACCUGCUUUACACUAUCAUCGUCAAAGGGGCUGUGAUCAAGAAUGGUGGCAUCAAAAACACAAGAGGUCCCACAGGUGUUGGGAAUCCAGAUUCACACACACAAAAUGCGACAGGAUCUGAGCAGGUCAGACACCAUCUAUGGAGAGGAAUAAUCAGUUGACAUUUAUUUGACUUCAUCAGAUCCUGAUGAAGGGCUUCAGAUCAAUCCCUCUUCAUAGAUACUGCCUGAACUACUGAGUUCCUCCAGCAUUGUGUGGGUUACAUUACUCCACAGUGCCAUCAAAGGAGAGAAAAAUGAUCUAGAAAAAAAAUCUUCAGAAAGCUUGUUGCAUUGGGAGUAACUUGUGGGAGCAUCUUACACAGCCCACUGGAACUAUUCUGCUUAUUUACAGAUUUGAACACUGGAUUGAUUAGGGUUGUGCUGUACUUUGUUCUUUCAUUAAUGCAAGUUCCAAAUGUGUGUAUUGUUACCUUAAGACAAAUUUACAUGAUUAAAACAGGUACAAAUGUAACCCAUUGGGGCUAAAGUUUUUUUGAAAUUCUCUUUUGCAGUGUAGUUUCAUCAUACCAAAUUAGAUAUCAGGCCAGUUGCUUCGUAUUUCAGAUUGCUGCCGGAUUGUAGUAUCCUGUGUAUAAUUAAAUUCUAGACAUACUAAAUUCUGAAGUAUUACUGAUGAGAAAACAAAUGAUUUAAAAAGGCAUUAAUUGGUUGGCCAUGACAACCCAGAAAUGUGUGACUUUAAGAAAUGCUAAUAAUUUAGCUUCUGUUUUGCCAUGGCGGGUUAAUAUUUUCUCAACGUGCAGUUAUGCCUAAAUAUUGCUUUAUGAAAUCCCCUUCUCUGAUUAAUCAUUAAUGAAAUAAAAUGUC